AUGUCACCAGAUACCGUCUCGUCGCUAUUCCCAGACCGACCGAUUCGGCCGUUGCCGAAGCGUCGACUUCGAGAGAGACUCUCCCCCGAGGUUGCGGGUUCGAUCAAGUACCCCAUCUCAACACACGAAAACGCCCCUCUCUUCUACUACCCUCCAUACACUCUGAAAGAUGAGGGAAGCCCACCAAGACCCGGCUCUACGAGCCCUGUGGAGCAAGUGCGCCGAAACGAACCAGGGCGUAAUUAUACACCCCGGCGGAACGGCGUAGGUCUCUCAGACGCCGACGAGGACGAGACUGCGUUGCGAAGCACCUUGGUGACGAGAUCCCCCCCAGAAAUCCUAUCUCGUGCGGCUCGUCGUCCAUCAAGAUCAGACCAAGCACGUCACCCAAAUCCUCAACCUCCUCCAUCAACAACGUCAUCUGUCGACGGCUACGAUUCAUUUGAGAACACCAACAAUAAGAAGAAGCGAAAGAUACCCUCCGCUGGGGAUCCCACUCUCAAUGGCACACAUGCGCUGAACAACGAGAUCAGCUCUCUGGCAAUAUCGUCCGGACCACAGUCCCCAGGAAGCGAAGUGAAUGGGGACAGGCCGUAUUCCCAAACCGCGGGGUAUCCAGGUUCGGGGACUUUUAUGACCAACAACCAAGGGAUAUCGGGACCGGGUAGGGGAAGACUUGGGCGGUCUCGAAAUGGGAGAAGUCCCUUACGGGCGCUCUCAGAUGGCAACAACGCAUGGGCUGGUCGGACAUCCAAAACUGCCCCACCACAGUGGGCGUCCCCUGAGCACGAAGGCACUGGUAUCAUUUCUAACGCCAUCGCCAACGCCGAGAAGCUACGUCCCCAGGGUCAAGAGAACGUCAGUCUCCUACAGCAACAUUCAUCUGCCGAAAAGGCGACGCCCGCGUCGACCCAGUUUACUUUCACCUGCGACUCGCAGGUUCCUGGCACUGUCCAGUGGCCAGGUCAUUCAGCGAAGCACAGCAUGGGCACUCAGACAUCGUCAAAUGCGCCCCCAGGCGUUAAUGGCAACAAUGUGCUCCACGAUGGCUCAUCUAAGGCUGCUAGUGGCGGCUCUGGUAACUCACGCCGGAGAGAACGCCGUCGAUUAGACAAGGAGCUCAAUAUGGCUGCCCGACACCGCCGAGAGCUCGCCGCCAACACGUACUUCCAAAGCCCUGUAAAGAUGACAGACAUCUGGAUCUGCGAGUUUUGUGAGUACGAGCGAAUUUUUGGCGAACCACCAAGAGCUCUUAUCCGAGACUACGAAAUCAAAGAUCGUCGCCACCGACAGGAAGAGGCCGAUCGCAAGCGUUUGCUUGAGAAAGCCAAGGCCAAGAGCAGAAAGGGGAGAAAGAAUGGUAAGGCCCCAGCUAAGGGCGGCCAGGCCUCCCAAACCCCAGCUCAGGACCAGCCCGACUCUUUGGGUGAGGCGGAAGCUCCCCCAAUGGACCCCGGCAACAGUCAUUCGACGCAAUCGGAGGAGGAAGACUACGUGGACGAAUUCGACGAUCAGUAUCCGGACCCGCCACCAGACCUCCCCCCAGGGAUAGACGACAGCGGUGGGGAACGCUUACCACCAGCAGUCAAGACCUAG
Messenger RNA from Ilyonectria robusta, 1596 nucleotides. RefSeq lists its product as uncharacterized. The coding region runs from base 1 to 1596 and encodes 531 amino acids. The transcript is spliced from 3 exons. NCBI's taxonomy places the organism in Eukaryota, Fungi, Ascomycota, Sordariomycetes, Hypocreales, Nectriaceae. The record is from RefSeq and is a predicted model, not a curated record.